Molecule: messenger RNA, 897 nt
Organism: Funneliformis mosseae
Lineage: Eukaryota; Fungi; Glomeromycota; Glomeromycetes; Glomerales; Glomeraceae
Source: the annotation of a GenBank genome assembly
AUGACUCAACUUACCGUUGAUUGCCUUAGCGAUAUCUUUGAAUAUUUAGAAAAUGACAAAGAAACUUUAUACUCAUGCUUACUAGCAAACCGUCUUUGGUGUGAAUCAAGGGCCCUCUUACAUGAGAAUGGAAUUUCUAUCACGACUCCAACAUUGAACCCUCCAUUAUUUAAUUACUUAUCAUUCUGUAAAGUCUUAUCUAUUUGUACAAUUGACCAUAUAAUUCUAUUUAGUAUUAAACCUCCACAAAGAAUUUUAGCCAUACAAGAAAUAUUGAAAAUGAUUGUGAGAAUAUCUUCCUUGAAAAAAUUGGAUUGUAUAGUCACCGUCGAUAUCAGAGUUGAUUUAUCUCAUCUUUCUAGAGUGAUCGAUUGUUUGAAAGAUCUUUCGUUGUUAAAGAUUAAUUCGAACCUUGAUUUUAAACUUUUUUAUAUUUUGUCUCAAAAUUGUCAGAACAUAAAAUCAUUUGCAAUACAAUUUAAAAGUUGCGUUUUGAGAGGAUUGACAGAUUUAAUCUUUUCACAAAACAACUUGAUGCAUUUAUCUUUAAUGAGACUUAAUUCUAUUAGUAGUUUGUCAUCUCUUAUAACAAAAACAUUCAGACACCUUAAUCAGGUUAGAAAUCUAUGGAAACCACGAAUACUUGGACAGAUUUCUAGAAAUAAUGGGAAGAAUUUAAGGGAACUUUAUACUGACGAUGAUUCAUUAAAUUUGGCUAGUGCUAAAUUUUGUCUAAACCUUUUCUCAUUACUUACUGCAAAGUUUGUGAAUACCGAAGAACUAAAACUUAUUUUGGAUAAUUGUAGACAAUUAGAAAGUAUUCAAGUGUUUUAUCAUGUUGGAAAAGAAAGUUUGGAGGUUGUGACAAAAUAUUCACAGAAAAAUUUUAUGAAUUAA